Messenger RNA from Numida meleagris (helmeted guineafowl), 1002 nucleotides. It is a transcript of the gene KANSL2, whose product is annotated as KAT8 regulatory NSL complex subunit 2. NCBI's taxonomy places the organism in Eukaryota, Metazoa, Chordata, Aves, Galliformes, Numididae. Gene Ontology annotation, cellular component: NSL complex. The record is from RefSeq and is a predicted model, not a curated record.
CACCUGGUUUUCCCCCCAGCCCCGCGGGCAUGAACCGGAUCCGGAUCCACGUGCUCCCCUCCAGCCGCGGCCGCCUCACCCCGGUCCCGCGGGCCCAGGAGCCGCAGGCGUGCGCCUUCAGCCAACGGCCGUGCUCGCAGCCGCGCCUGGACGGCCACGACUUCUGCAUCAAGCACAUCCUCGAGGACCGCAGCGCUCCCUUCAAGCAGUGCAGCUACGUCUCGGCCAAGAAUGGCAAGCGCUGCCCCAACGCCGCCCCCAAACCGGAGAAGAAGGACGGCGUGUCCUUCUGCGCCGAGCACGCCCGCAGGAACGCGCUGGCUCUCCAAGCUCAGAUGAAGAAAUCCAACCCCGGGCCCGCGAGCGAGACCCUGCUGUGCCAGCUCAGCUCCUACGCCAGAACCGAGCUGGGUUCCCAGGGCGCCGAGAGCAGCCGCAGCGAGGCCAGCCGCAUCCUGGACGAGGACAGCUGGAGUGACGGCGAGCAGGACCCGGUCACGGUGGAUCAGACGUGGCGGGGGGACCCGGACAGCGAAGCCGACAGCAUCGACAGCGACCAGGAGGAUCCCUUGAAGCACGCGGGGGUGUACACGGCUGAGGAGGUGGCCCUGAUCAUGCGGGAGAAGCUGAUCCGCCUGCAGUCGCUGUACAUCGACCAGUUCAAACGGCUGCAGCACCUCCUGAAGGAGAAGAAGCGCCGCUACCUGCACAGCCGCAAGGCCGAGCACGACGCCGUAGGCAGCAGCCUCCUGACGGGCCCCGAGGGGCUCAUGGCCAAGGAACGCGAGAACCUGAAGCGCCUCAAGUGCCUGCGGCGCUACCGGCAGCGCUACGGCGUGGAGGCUCUGCUGCACCGGCAGCUGAAGGAGCGCAGGGUGCUGGCCACCGACGGCGCGGCCCAGCAGGCUCACACCACGCGCUCCAGCCAGAGGUGCUUGGCCUUCGUGGACGACGUGCGCUGCUCCAACCCCUCGCUGCCCAUGACCCGGCACUGCCUUACCC